AGGAAUAUAUAGAUAUAAUUGGAAAAAGAUAAUCAGCAAGAUCGACGCUAAUCGGAGACACAAUGUGGAGGGUAGUAGUAGCGCGAUCGGACGAGAACAGCACUCUGCUGUCAUCGGAGAUCGCUUCCGGGCCAGUCGGUCCGAAUCACAUCUCUGGACUCUCUGGACCACCUUCCGGUCACCACCAUCAUCACUGGGGCUACCCACCUCCGCCUCAUGCGUCUUAUCAGCCACAGCAUUCCGACGCACCUCGUCAUCAUCAUGAUUCGCGUCCACCUCACGACCUCAGGCACCCGACCGGCGCCGAUCUCAGGCCUCAGGAGCUCAGACACGAUAUGCACAGAUCGGAUCUCAGACAUCCGACAGCUCCGGAGAUGCGACACCAGCCCUCGGAAUUGCAUAGGUCCGAAAUGGCGAGGCAUCAUCAGGAUUUAACGGCGAUGAGACCGGAUAUGAGGCCAGAUAUGAGGCCAGAUAUGAGACCGGAUAUGAGACCGGAUAUGAACACGGAGAUCAGGUCUAGUCACGAGUUCCCCGAUCUCAAGAUCGACGUCGCGGACAUCAGGAGUCAGGAGAACGGGCAACAGCAGCAACAGCAGCAACAACAACAGCAGCAACAAGGAUCUCAACAGGGUCCGACGCAUCAACAGAGAAAUUUGAAGAGGACCAUGAGCGAUUCCGACUGCGACGACGUAUUUUCCGAGGAGAGCGGCAAAGAACCCUGCAAUUCGCCAGGAGGCGAUUCUUGCCAGCACGCGUCGCGAAAACGAAGAAGAGGAAUGAUCGAGAAGAAACGUCGCGACAGAAUAAACGCGUCCCUCGGCGAGCUGCGGAGGUUGGUGCCGGCAGCAGCGAGAGAUCCUCACAGUGGAAAAUUGGAGAAGGCAGAGAUUUUGCAGCUCACCGUGGAGCAUCUGCGAACGCUUCGAAACAAAGGUCCAGAGGGAUACGACAGUACAAAGCUGGCAAUGGACUACCACGCGGUUGGUUGGGGUGAAUGCGCAGCCGAAGUAGGCCGCUACUUGGUCACCAUGGAAGGACUCGACGAGAGAGAUCCUCUGAGGUUACGAUUGCUCUCUCAUCUCCAAAGUUUCCACCGCGAACAUCCCCCGUCCGCGGGACCCGCGAGCGUUCCUCCGGUGACCAGCUUGACAGCGACCUCGACGAGCAGCAGCUACGAGCCAGCGAGCACCGUUUCUACCGGAAUGCCAGCUGGAACGGGAACCAUGCCACCCCUUUUGGGUGGGACCGCUCUCGGAUGGAGCCAGUAUCCGGGACAGUAUCCUCAACAGCAGCACGGCAAACCUUACAGACCAUGGGGUGCCGAACUGGCCUAUUGAGAUACGACCUAUUCUUAGACCUAUCUUCUUAGACCUAUUCUUGUGUUCUCCUUGAUCGCACUUCGCCUCUCCAC
Molecule: messenger RNA, 1414 nt
Organism: Eufriesea mexicana
Lineage: Eukaryota; Metazoa; Arthropoda; Insecta; Hymenoptera; Apidae
Gene: Hey
Product: Hairy/E(spl)-related with YRPW motif
Exons: 3
Coding region: 63-1340 (425 amino acids)
Biological process (GO): regulation of DNA-templated transcription
Molecular function (GO): DNA binding; protein dimerization activity
Source: RefSeq, a predicted model, not a curated record